Molecule: messenger RNA, 867 nt
Organism: Rangifer tarandus platyrhynchus (Svalbard reindeer)
Lineage: Eukaryota; Metazoa; Chordata; Mammalia; Artiodactyla; Cervidae
Source: the annotation of a GenBank genome assembly
AUGGCGGCUCCGGCUCUGCCCUGCUGCCUGUCCCUCCUCAUCCUCCUCUUGCCCCUGGCCAUCCCUCAGGCAUCUACAUCAGUGAACGCCAGCCCCACAAGCCACAUUUUCACGGCAUUUGCUUCCAACAUCACAUGCUUCUACAACUCAAGAGCCAACGUCUCCUGCAUCUGGAGCCAUGAUGAGGGCCUGCAGGCCACCACCUGCUGCUUGCACAGCCAUCAGCCUAAGAGGUGCCAGGUACAAAGGUGGAGGUGGGAGCUCGGCUCGGCUUUCUCAUCUCAGCAUCAGCAUGUGGCAUCCCCCAAGCUUGUUCUCUCUGCCUUUGUCUCUCUCCUGUCUCCAGUUCGUUUGGUUCCACCCCACUCACUCCAAGUCGCCCACGUAGAGACGCAUAGGUGCAACAUAACCUGGACCAUCUCCCAGGUAUCCCACUACAUCCAAAAUGACAUGGAGUUCGAGGCCCGGUUAAGGUACGCCGACCACAGCUGGGAGGACACCCCACUGCUGACCCUCAGGCAGAACCAGAGAUGGAUCUACCUGGAGAAUCUCGCUCCAGGCAUGGAAUAUGAGCUUCAGGUGCGGGCCAAGCCCCAGCUAGGCAGGCAUGGGGUUUGGAGCCACUGGAGCCAGCCCCUGGCCUUCAGGACGGUCCCUGCAGCCUUCUACUACCUGGGCCGAGGGAGCCGGAGCCCGGCCCUGGGGAGAUGGCUGCGGUCCCAGCAGCGGAGAGAAGCGGAGAGAGCGCGUCGCAGCUCCAUGUCCCAGCCAGUCAUCAUGACCACUGUCAUCACGACCACCGUCACCGUUACCAUCACCAUCAACUCCAUCAUCAUCACCAUCGCCAUCGUCAUCAUCCUCUUCUAA